Dryobates pubescens (Downy woodpecker) is the source of this 2154-nucleotide messenger RNA. It is a transcript of the gene CXCR5, whose product is annotated as C-X-C motif chemokine receptor 5. NCBI's taxonomy places the organism in Eukaryota, Metazoa, Chordata, Aves, Piciformes, Picidae. The record is from RefSeq and is a predicted model, not a curated record. Gene Ontology annotation, biological process: G protein-coupled receptor signaling pathway; lymph node development; B cell activation. Gene Ontology annotation, cellular component: membrane. The transcript is spliced from 5 exons. Gene Ontology annotation, molecular function: C-X-C chemokine receptor activity. The coding region runs from base 1 to 2154 and encodes 717 amino acids.
AUGAGAAGCGCCACCAUUUCGCAAACUGGCGGUCCGACGGAAAAAAAAGGGCCCCCGCACCAAGACUCUCCCUCCCCAGGCACAGCACACGCCGGCAGGCCAGCGGUCCGGGAAGCCACCGCUAAAUCCUUCCCUUCCUCUGCCGGCAGCAGACACCCCCACCCCACCCCCCGCCACCCCGCCUUAGCGGAGCGGGCUCUAGCACAAAGCGGCCGCGUCGCUCGCCCCUGCGCUGCCCAUUGUUUCCAGCGAGUCCAGGCCGCACUGCGGCGUCGCCAACGCCGCGGAGGAGAGCGGCGCGGUCCCCGGGCCCUGCGGCGGGGCCGGCGCCGCCCGCGAAACGCAGCUGCGCCACACCGGCACCUCCCGCCCGCGAACAAUGGAGCGGCUCCCGCCAGCCAUCGCCGCUCGGGCCGGCAGCGAGCGCCGCCGGGGCCCGGCCCGGUCCCGCACAGCGCCCCACAGUUCAGCCGCUCCCAGUGCGGCCCAGCCGGCCUCCCCCACCUCGCUCGCGGACCCUCGGUGCCGCCGGGCCUCGCUCAGGCCCCACCGCUGCCACGGCCCACUGCAGGCCGCGAGGCUAGGCCGGACGGCGUCGGCAACACACACACCACACCCCCGCCCCGCUCCCGCCGACCCACACCCGCCCUGGCGCCCUGGCCCGUCCUCACCGCCAACAGCCGCACUCCCCCCACUCUCCCAGUCUCGCGUGGGACCACGCCGUGCCACGUGACCGUGACCGCGCUGCUGGGUGGUUCGCUGUGCCGGUUCCGACCGGGGUCGAGCACCGCGGAGCCCUGGGGGCAGCGAGGGAGAAUUGAUCCCUGCUGGUGGCAAAUGGAAGUAGGGAAGAGUCGGUGCUGCGCGGAGGCAGCAGCGGUGCGCCCGAGCUUCCCGGCUGUGCUUCCUGCCCUUCCUGUCCCAGCCUGGACUAUUAGUUUUUCUCCUCUUGCAUUUGUCUCCAACUCCUCUGUCCGCUGCCACCCACACUUGCUGCUCUGCUCAGAGAUGCACAUGAGAGGACACCUCAGACACAGCUCAGUGCACGCUUGCCCUGCCUGCGGUGAGUGGCUUACAAGCCAGGUGGAGCUGAGCGGUUACUAUGAAGCUGAAAACAUCACCCCGUCUUUGGAGGGCUACUUUUGCUUCAAUCCAGCUUCAUCUGUGGUUGGUGACCAGAAAGAUCCCUUCAGAAAGGUCUUCAUGCCCCUCAUCUAUCUGCUAAUGUUCGUGCUGGGGACUCUGGGCAAUGCCCUGGUCUUGGUCAUUUUAGAGAGGUUCAAGCAAUCUCGCACUACCACAGAAAACUUCCUUUUCCACCUCACCCUGGCCAACCUGGCACUGUUGCUCACCUUCCCCUUCAGUGUGGUGGAGAGCUUGGCUGGGUGGGUAUUUGGGAAGUUCCUCUGCAAGAUCCUCAGUGCUGUUCACAAGAUCAAUUUCUACUGCAGCAGCAUGCUGCUGGGGUGCAUCGCGGUGGACCGCUACCUGGCCAUCGUUUAUGCGAUUCACACCUACCGCAAACGCAGAGCUCGCUCCAUCCACCUUACCUGUGCUGCUGUCUGGCUCUGCUCACUGCUCUUGACCUUACCCGAUCUCAUCUUCAUGGAAGUCUGGACAGAUGACAGCAACCGCAGCAUUUGCUAUUUUCCAGAGGUUGGGAUUCAUGGCAACAAUGCCUGGCUGGCAACCCGCUUCCUCUACCACACUGUGGGUUUCUUUGUGCCCCUGCUGGUCAUGUGUCACUGCUACGCAGCCAUCAUCCGCGCUCUGUGCCAGUCCCAGCGCCUGCAGCGGCAGAAAGCUGUCCGCGUGGCCAUCCUGGUCACAGGCGUCUUCCUGCUUUGCUGGAGCCCAUACCACAUCAUCAUCUUCCUGAACACACUUACCAAACUAGAAGCCUUCUCCAAGAACUGUCUCCUGGAAGACCAGCUGGAUAUAGCCAUCAUGGUGACAGAAGCCAUUGGCUUCAUCCACUGCUGCCUCAACCCCAUCCUCUAUGCUUUCAUUGGAGUCAAGUUCCGUAAUGACUUCUUCCGGAUCCUGCAAGAGCUUGGCUGUAUAAGCCAGGAGACCCUGCACGACAUCCUGGAAGUGACAAGGAAAGGCAGUGGGAUUGACUCUGACAACACCACUUCUAUCUCCACUUUCUAG